Molecule: messenger RNA, 2178 nt
Organism: Babjeviella inositovora NRRL Y-12698
Lineage: Eukaryota; Fungi; Ascomycota; Pichiomycetes; Serinales
Exons: 1
Coding region: 1-2178 (725 amino acids)
Molecular function (GO): protein binding
Source: RefSeq, a predicted model, not a curated record
AUGUUCGGGUGCGCGUUCGCGGUAAUUUCCAAGUGGAUCCGGGAUAGUGGCAGUGAUGGGGCGGAUACCGGCCUGCUUGUCGGACCGUUUGCGGACGCCACCAAGAGACGCGCGCUCUGCUUCUACUUGGUGAACCUCCUCAAAACAAAACUUACCAGACCGAUAACCAUCCGGCUCGACUCGCCAGUGGUGGCACUCACAGACGGCUUGGACUUUUCCUACACCUUGGAGAGCUCCUCGCGCUUCGAUGCCUGGCACCGCUUGGAGUUUCUCCUCCUGUUGGUGUUUGUGGUGGCUAUCAACGCGUUGGUCCUCAAAGUCAAGGUCAAUAAAGAAUCAUCGGGCUAUAUGGGGGGCUCCCUCACCAAAGACAACACCCUUGAGAUGACAGACUCCCCUGGAGACGAACCCUUCUCGGAAAAGCGCUUAGUGGGCGGUCACUACUUGGACAUUCUCAAAAUCAGCACGUCUUCUGGCUCACCGUUCGUUGUCACCAUUGGAUUGGAUCACAAGGUGAUGGUGUGGUCGCCGAUAGCUGACCCCAUCCCCUCACCUUUCCCGCUCCCGAUCCAGAGCCAGGUCUGGCCGGUGGUACAUGUCGUUCUUGGCAACCAAGGGAACACUAUUGCCCUAUUCAGCAAGAGUGGGUUGGUGUCCUGCUACUCGCGCCUGGCCCAGCGGUUUAUUUGGCAGGUGGUUUUGGAGGGCUUGAAAGGAUCAGUUCCUCUCGAGAGUUUCUUUCGUCGCAAAACCAUCCCGGCGUUUUUGCAGCGCAAGAUGUUGCUUGAAAAGCAGAAAAAACUGCAAUUGGAGCUGGAAGAGCGCGAAAGGUCCCAGUUGCAUCGCACCACCAGCGACCAGUCUUUCCUGGGGGCGUCGAUUCGGGCUGAGAGGCUGGAGGAAGGCAAAGACCUCGAGCUCAUGGAGCUCACCGUUAUGGCCAAGAACGGGGCAAUGUACACCAUCUCCUGCGAUGACGGAAAGGUCUCCGAGGAGAACAUCACCAGCUCCAAGGCCUUGGUGUCAGCGAGACGCUUGACGUCUGCCAGGGUCUCCGACCGGUUGAUCUGCCAGGUGUCCAACGGGAUAAUCAUGGUGGCGACAUCGGUGAACAACAAGUGGAAGUUCCGAAAGUUGUUGGUACAAGAAGAGAAGUACAACAAAGGACAGAGUCUUUUGACCCCCGCGGCCAUGUCACGCCACUCCUCGGUCGGCUCCAAGUACCGUCCGUUCCACGUUACCGGUUCGCAAACCUCCUUGAGCACGCUUACCCCGGUGGAGCCUCCGCUGCAUAACUUGACCACCUCCACGAUCGCCAUCGUGUCGUUUGUGGGGAUGAUUGUACGUACGCGUGACUUGGUGGCUGAGUUGAUCGACGUGCAAACGGGAACAUUGGUCCGCAAGUUCAACAUUGGCCAGUUUGUCAAGAACUCCUUUAGAGUAUUCCACUCCGAGCCCCAGCAUUGCCGUUUCUGUGGUUGUGCCUCUGUGCGGUCGUUCUCCUUGGUGUACACCGAAUUGGAUACCAACACGGUCAUUAUGCACACCUUUUCCAUCGAAAACAGAGCCAAGAACAACAUCUGUUGGAGAGUGGAGAGGGACCCCAGAGAGACCAGAUGUCUUGGUUUUGACUCCGUAACCGAGCAGCAGCAUUGGUUGGAGGGUAGCGAGUGCUGGAAUUUGACCGACAUGAACAUGAUCGUGGGAAUUGUGAAGCGCAAACAAGCCGCUAUGGCUGUAAAAUCAGAGACCCAUUCUUCAGCCCUUCGGUCGUCUGAGUUGAGAUCCCGACGUGCCAAGCCCAAAGACUCCCAGCCUGUGCAGAUCUCCGACACCUGGGAAGGAUUCACGAUGACAGCGACGGGGAAAGUGACAUACCACGAAAUUCCCUGUGUGCCCGGGUUGUCGCUGAACCCCUCGCUCUUGGUCAAGCGCAUCAACCAGAUCGAACGGUUUGGUCACAAAUCGGUUGUCGUGGGGUUCGGCAACAUAAUCAAGAUUUUGUAUUUGGGAAACAACGACGAGUUGCUCGAAAAGGAUGACUACGAUACGAACAGCCCCAACACCAGGCUCGAAGGGAACAUCCGAGGCUUGUCGUUUGUGAACAAACGGCGCCAAAACGGGUUACACAAUGGCAAGGCCGAGGUUUCCGUGAAUUUUUCCAGGCUGCGGGAAUAA